This is a messenger RNA of Stegodyphus dumicola, 1127 nucleotides long. Its product is annotated as histone H2A. NCBI's taxonomy places the organism in Eukaryota, Metazoa, Arthropoda, Arachnida, Araneae, Eresidae. Gene Ontology annotation, cellular component: nucleosome. Gene Ontology annotation, molecular function: DNA binding; structural constituent of chromatin; protein heterodimerization activity. The record is from RefSeq and is a predicted model, not a curated record.
UGUAAUAUAUAUAUAUACACACACAUACAUGCAUUUUUAAUUCUUAUUGGAGGUAAGUAUAUCUGCAUUCAAGAGUAUAUUUCUAAUUUCAAUCGUAUACAUAUGUAGUAUCAGUAGUUCCUCACCUAUAUAUGUACUCUAGAGUAUGAGUACACAUAUAGAGUGAAACUAUGUACCACAGCUUUGUAUGAUAAAACAUUUUGCCAGUUGAAGGAGAAGCAAUAUCAAGUAUAGUAGAAUUUAUCUACAUGUUUUUCUUUUCUUUUCAUGUUUCUUUCAUCUACUUAGCAGAAAUAUUGUUUAUUAAUAUUCAGAAGAUGCUUGAAUAACAAUAAUAUUCUCUUAUUACAAAUACUUGGUCAUUAAACGGUUCUACUCAAUGUUUUAGUAUUUGAUAUGACUUAAGUCAGUGGUGUACGACAAGCUAACUAGUUAAUAUAAAGGAAAAAUAAAUUAAAAAUAUGAAUUGAUAUUUCCACACAGGGUGCCUAACAGAGAUUGAGAGCUACAAUUCUAUUGGACCAUUCAUUUCAAAGUCUUGCGCUCAUUGGUUAAAUAUGGUAGAUACAGAGUUAAUAAAACGGGGGUCUCUAGAGCGUCAUUUUUGUAUUAAUCUUGCAAUCAUAUCAUCAUGUCUGGUCGUGGUAAAGGUGGCAAAGUUAAGGGAAAGAGCAAGACUCGAUCCAGUCGUGCUGGUCUUCAAUUUCCUGUUGGUCGUAUUCAUCGUCUUUUGCGAAAAGGAAAUUAUGCUGAAAGAGUAGGUGCCGGCGCUCCCGUCUAUCUUGCUGCAGUUUUAGAAUACUUGGCUGCUGAGGUUCUGGAGUUGGCUGGUAAUGCAGCUCGAGAUAACAAGAAGACCAGAAUCAUUCCUAGACAUCUUCAGCUGGCUAUAAGAAACGACGAGGAAUUAAAUAAACUGCUCUCUGGUGUCACUAUUGCACAGGGUGGAGUGCUUCCCAAUAUCCAGGCUGUACUACUCCCAAAAAAGACAGAAAAGAAAGCAUAACUUAUCCUUGACAUUGCCACCCACCCUCAAAAAAAGGCCCUUUUAAGGGCCAAAAAAUAUACCAAAAAGAAAAUGCUUAAUUGCUUGAAUUAGAAAGAGGCGACACAUGUACAAUUGUGUA